Molecule: messenger RNA, 1062 nt
Organism: Mycotypha africana
Lineage: Eukaryota; Fungi; Mucoromycota; Mucoromycetes; Mucorales; Mycotyphaceae
Exons: 3
Coding region: 1-1062 (353 amino acids)
Biological process (GO): signal transduction
Cellular component (GO): cytoplasm; nucleus; nucleotide-activated protein kinase complex
Molecular function (GO): protein kinase binding
Source: RefSeq, a predicted model, not a curated record
AUGCGUGAUUGGCUUGCUCUUCCAUUAUCACCUAGUACAGUCAGUCAUACUAAUAACGAAGGAAGUCUGGCUACUACAACUACCGCAACUACAAGUGAUGAUGACACACAAAAUUAUGAUAUAAUAAACAGCAAAUCAGCUAACACCACCUCAACCGACGGUGAACUCACAGAGAAUGAUGAAAGACCUGAACGAAGAAAAAGAAAGCCAAGUUGGUUUUCUAUUCUGAAAGUGUUUGGUGUUUCGAAUAAAGUAAAGAGCAAAUCAUCCAAAGCAAGAAAGAAGCUGAGUAUCAGUAAUAGAAGCAACUCUAGUGCAACCGUUUCAUCUAUAGCUUCUUCUAUUGCAACUACAGCGCCAGAGCAACCCAUCUUUGAAGAACGUAAUGAUUCAAAACAAAGUGAACAAGCACAAGAAGCAUUAAUGGGAGAACAACAACAGAAACAAGAGCAAUCAUCAUUACUUGUAAAUGAGAUUAUAAAAGAAGACGAAGGAGAACACAUACAAAAGCAAGUAACACAAAACGCAAGGACCAUCUUACCUAAAGAGUUUGGUGAAAAUAAGGCAUCUGAGCCCAUUAUAGUAGCAAAACAAGAAGAGGAACUGCAAGAAGUGGAAGAGCUCGCGGUGUCCUCAUCGCCUUCACUCCAUAGGAACAGUAUUUCAUCAGCAAAUAGCAGCAUCGUUUCAACAGAUGUUGACUCUGAUGAUAACUCUACACCUUCUAAUUCGCAGAUACUGUCUGCACCUACAACCGCUGGCAAUGACUUGAAUAACCAAAAGGCCACCGCUGAAACAACAGUAUACACUAAGGUUUGUUGGAAUCACGGUGGUUAUAAAGUUCAAGUUACGGGAGAAUUCGAUAAUUGGUCAGUCUCCAUCAAUAUGAUCAAAGAUACUGAAAACCCCAAUCGUUAUUUUGCAGAAAUACCUAUACCUAAUGUGAACAAGGACAUGGAAUUUAAGUUUGUUGUAGAUGGAGAAUGGAGAUACGCAGAGGAGUUACCACACCGCACUGAUUGGCGUAAGUCGUAUAACAGCAAAAAAUCCAUAGACUCAUAA